GCGCCGGUCACGUGGGCCGCGCGGCGCGGCAGCUGCGCGGCGGAGACGGGGGCGGCGGCCGCGCGGGUCUGGCGGGACCGGCUUUGGAGAGUGUGCCGCCCAGCAGGUUGCCAUGGCUGCUGUUGACAGCUUCUACCUCUUGUACCGGGAAAUUGCCAGGUCUUGCAACUGUUACAUGGAAGCUCUGGCUUUGGUUGGAGCCUGGUAUACGGCCAGAAAGAGCAUCACCGUCAUCUGCGACUUUUACAGCCUGAUCAGGCUGCAUUUUAUCCCUCGUCUGGGGAGCCGAGCAGACUUGAUCAAGCAGUACGGAAGAUGGGCCGUCGUCAGUGGUGCCACAGAUGGGAUUGGAAAAGCCUACGCUGAAGAGUUAGCGAGCCGGGGUCUCAACAUCAUCCUGAUCAGCAGGAACCAAGAGAAGCUGCAGACUGUUGCUAAAGACAUCACCGACACCUACAGAGUGGAAACCGACAUCAUAGUUGCGGACUUCAGCAGGGGCCGGGAGAUCUACGUUCCGAUUCGAGAAGCCCUGAAAGACAGAGACGUUGGCAUCUUGGUUAAUAAUGUGGGCGUGUUCUAUCCCUACCCCCAGUAUUUCACUCAGGUCUCCGAGGACAAACUCUGGGAUCUCAUAAAUGUGAAUAUUGCCGCUGCUAGUUUGAUGGUCCAUAUAGUGUUACCGGGCAUGGUGGAGAGAAAGAAGGGUGCCAUCGUCACCAUCUCAUCUGGCUCCUGCUGCAAGCCCACUCCCCAGCUGGCUGCGUUCUCUGCUUCUAAGGCUUAUUUAGACCACUUCAGCAGAGCAUUGCAGUAUGAAUACGCUUCUAAAGGAAUCUUCGUGCAGAGUCUCAUCCCGUUCUGUGUAGCUACCAACAUGACUGUAUCUAGCAGCUUCCUGCAUAAAUGCCCCUGGUUGGUGCCUUCGCCCAAAGUGUACGCACAUCAUGCUGUUUCUACCCUUGGGAUUUCGAAAAGGACCACAGGAUACUGGUCCCAUUCUAUUCAGUUUCUUUUUGCACAGUAUAUGCCCGAAUGGCUGUGGGUGUGGGGAGUGAAUAUUCUCAACCGUUCAUUACGUAAGGAGGCCUUAUCCCGCAAAGCGUGAAUCUGAGUGCUCGUUUGAGAAGUUUCGCCAGCUCUUGGGAAUCUACAGUAUUCUGACAUUUGGAAAAACAUAUUUAAUUUAUCUUAUGUAUUUUCUUUUAUUACUGAUUAUUUAGCAUACUGUUGAUUCAUCAUUUGUAAAGCAAGCAUAAUACUUUCAGAAAGUGCCGUGAGAAACCUCAAGGGACAUGUGGACCGCACAAGAGUCAGUAACAGCCGAGGCAUAGGAGCUGACUGAGGAAACGUAAAUUAAUUUCCAUGCUUUUUUCCUAAGCUAGUCAAACAUUGUAAAAUUUAUGUUGUUCUAGGAGCCACGGCAAUCUAAUAUUGAAAUAUACUUAUGACUCGUCAGCUCUUAAAAUUUCAGAUUUUUUUUUUAAGGAAAACGGCCUGUUUCACUGGAUGAAUUAUGGUUUUCAAAUGUUCAUGGGAAAAGACUAUUGAGAGUGUUAUUUUUAACUAAGAUUGCUGAUAUUAGCCGUAAAAAUCUGUGUGUAUUAUAUUGCAUAGCUCUAGUUGUUUGUUAUGAAAAUGCUGCACUUCAAUUGAUAUUUCAUUAGAGAACUCUGUGUGUGUGUAUGUGUGUGUGUGUGUUUGUGUGUGUGCGUGCAACUUUAUGGUUACAUUACAAAGAAUUUUUUGUCAAGAUGACUUAACAUGGAAACUUAUGGGGUAUUAAAAAUCUAGAUUAUUCCUUUUAAUACUAAACAAGCCUACCAAAUUUUGUGCUAUAGGUUUGCCAUGUAUAAUAUUACUUACUACAUUAUGGUUUGGGUUUUUCCCCCAAAUCUAUGGAAUGAAUUCAUUCCUCGAUUUGGAUAUGUAAUGGGUAACCCACAGUCAUCUUUUGAUUUAUAAAAUAAUUAUUGUGGAUAAGUAGUGAUUUCUCAGCCUGUGACCCAUUUUAUAACUGAAAUUUAGCCCUGUAGAGCUUGUUAUAUCUGGUUUUCAUACAUUUUUCUAUGUAAUAUUCCAUUCCAGUAGCAUUAUUAAUAUAAACAUCAAGUAUUUAUGGAAUAGUAGUUAAAAUUGUAGGACAACUUGUGUGUGUGAUAUGAUGUACUGUCAGAAUAAUAAGUUAGAAGCUCAUUCUUGGUUCAUGUAAUGAAUUUAUGCAUUAUAGUGAAUAUUUUAUUGGUGUGAAGAUAAUAUGCACAAACCCCCACAAUGUGGGUUAGCAUUGAAACCUACUGUGAAACGUCUUUAGUUCAGGUCCUGUAAAACCAACCAUUUUUGAGGAGCACAUACCUAGUGCUUUGACAUCUGUAAAUCACUAUAUGAAUAUGACAGUAUGUGCCUAUUUAAAAUUCAGAGCUUAGCAUUGUGAUGCUUAUGCCGCAGCUAGUAAGUUGGUUGAAAGCCUGGACUCCUAGGCAUCGUUUUCUCGUGAGGUGAUGUUCUGUUACGAGCAGGCCUUAGCACACUUUUAUGUUACGCACACAGUUUUCCCCGGGAUAUUGCCUACAGUAUUUCCAGAUGUGACUUGGCUUAGAUUAGUGGUCAACCUCAGAAGCUCUUCCACUCAUGGAUCAUGUCUUCAAAACAUAAGAUGUAAAAAACUACACACUUGGAGAUACUGUGUAACACCAAAGGUUUGAUGGAGUUAUCUUGGAAUCCUCUUGACUUCAUGCCACAUUGACAUGACUGUAACUGAUGUGUAACACACAGUAGCAACUUCAUGUAAAAAUAUUGCCAGAUAGUUAUAUGUAAGGUUAUAUGGUCCAGUAAUGUCUUAGAUUUAUAAAUUUGUUAUGGAAUCAUUGUAAUGUGAUGAGAAUAAGUAAACACACCUUGUCAGUGAUGUUUUAAAAUUCUCCCCUUGGGAGGACAUAGGUAAACGUGCUUAAUUGGUAAAAAUGUGGUGCAAAGUUGUCCGUAGCUUUAGUGAAAUAUCAAGACUGAGAAUUCCGUUAGGUUUUCUAGCUUUCAGAAAAUGUUCCCCCCCACCCCCAGAGUUCAUCUGAAAGAUAAUUGGAUCACUGUGGACAGGGUUUUUGAUUAAGAAUGUGGGAAAUGUGAACCUUUGAAAAUUAAUAUGUGAAUUGAAAAUUUAACAGUAAAAGCAGUUGCUUCUGUUUCCUUUGGAAGAGGUUUUAUUCCAAAUGUUUGUAAAUUGGUUGUUUGGAAUGAGAGAUACGUUUUUCCUCUCAUAGAAUGAUUACAAAAAAUUAACUUGUGAACACCUGUGGUCAUAAUUCAUUAAAAGCUGAUACUUUAGUAACACACAA
Messenger RNA from Microcebus murinus (gray mouse lemur), 3332 nucleotides. RefSeq names its product hydroxysteroid dehydrogenase like 1 (gene HSDL1). The record is from RefSeq and is a predicted model, not a curated record. NCBI's taxonomy places the organism in Eukaryota, Metazoa, Chordata, Mammalia, Primates, Cheirogaleidae. Gene Ontology annotation, cellular component: mitochondrion.